This is a messenger RNA of Vidua macroura (Pin-tailed whydah), 2399 nucleotides long. It is a transcript of the gene SAMD11, whose product is annotated as sterile alpha motif domain containing 11. The transcript has 14 exons. The record is from RefSeq and is a predicted model, not a curated record. Gene Ontology annotation, molecular function: protein binding; DNA-binding transcription activator activity, RNA polymerase II-specific; RNA polymerase II cis-regulatory region sequence-specific DNA binding. Bases 101 to 2311 code for a protein of 736 amino acids. Gene Ontology annotation, biological process: positive regulation of transcription by RNA polymerase II. NCBI's taxonomy places the organism in Eukaryota, Metazoa, Chordata, Aves, Passeriformes, Viduidae.
UUGUCGCCGCCUCGCGCGUCGCGCCCGUUUCUUUUAUGGCUGGGCUCCUGCUGCCGUCGGGAAGGCUCAGUUGCUCCGGGGGAAAAGUUUGAAGACUCUUAUGUCCAAAGGAAUCUUACAGGUACAUCCUCCAAUCUGUGAUUGCCCUGGGUGUCGAAUUUCGUCUCCAGUGAACCGGGGCCGCCUGGCAGAGAAGAGGACCAUCCCCCUGCCCCCCAGCAGGGUCCCCAAGAAAGAGCUGAGCUCCAUUUUCUCCCACAGCGAGGACAGCGAGGAGAGCGACAAGAGCAAUGGGCAGCAGCCCGAAGUGAAGCAGGAGGAGGAUCUGCACAUCAGUAUCAUGAAAAGAAGGAUUCACACCCACUGGGAUCUGAACAUCUCCUUCCGAGAGACCUCUUGCAGCCGCGACAGCGACCUCUCCACCAUCAUCUCCAACCUGCACCAGAGCCGCCAGCUCGUUAUGCCAGAGACCCAGAGCCGCUGUGAGUUCAAGAGGAACCCCCUGGACGUGGGGCUGGCAGCAGCAGAUGAAAUUUUAGGCAAGAGAAGAGUAUGUUCUCCCAACAGCAGCAGUGAGUGUCCUUUAGAGAGCAAGAAAGCCCGAAGUGAGUCCCCAAAGGAGACGUCGCAGACGCCGCUGCUGGAGGAGGUGGCGCAGAUGACCCCGGAGGAGCACUACAGGCGCAUGAUGUCGGCCCUCAACGAGCACGGCACCUUCGAGGAGCAGCAGCAGCAGCGCCUCUACCAGCUGGCCAACAGCAUGGCAGUGCCCAGCCACGGAGAUCUGCUCCGGGCGCGGCAGGAGGUGGCGGCGGCGGCGGCGGCGCGGACCCCGGGCGCGAUGGAAGCGCACAUCCCCUCGGCCAGCAACUCGUCCAGCCAGCGCAGGAAGCAGGGCCUCCCCCAGCACAGGGACAGCCACUUCCCCGACAGGGAGAUUUCCCACCCACCGCCUCUGCUGUCACCCCAGAACGCUCCCCACAUCGCCCUGGGGCCCCACUUGAGACCUCCCUUCCUCGGGGUGCCUUCGGCGCUGUGCCAGACGCCAGGUUACGGGUUCCUCCAGCCGGCACAGGCGGAGAUGUUUGCACGGCAGCAGGAGAUGCUACGGAAGCAAAACCUGGCCAGGCUGGAGAUGUCGGCCGAGCUCAUCCGCCAGAAGGAGCUGGAGAACCUGCACCGGCAGAGGCUGCUGGCCGGAGACCCCCUGAGCCUGCACCCGGCGCUGCCCCCGGACCACCCCGCGCUGCGCAGCGUGCACGACGUCCCCGAGGGCCACGCGCUGCGCGACGAGCUGUCGCGGCGCAACGCCAUGCUGGUGCUGCGGCACAACAACGCCCCGCUGCUGUCCCUCACCCCCGGCGGCCCCGGCGCCGCCACCCCGCCCAAGGAGCAGCCCCGGCGGGCCGGCGGCGGCCGCAAGUCCUCGCAGCCCCGCGCGGAGCCGCAGGGCCCCGGCGAGGCGCGGGAGCCGGCGGAGCCGCGCGCGCGGGACGGGGCCCAGGACUGUAACGACGAGGAGAUGAAGGACUCGGAGAGCGACGCCGAGGCCGGCGAGGACAAGGCCGAGGGGCUGAAGGCCGAGGGCGGCUCGGGAGCGGAGCUCAAGGAGUGCAAGGACGGCGCGGGCAAGGCGUGCGAGGCGGCCAAGGAGCUGAGCGAGGCGGCCGCGGCGCCCAGCGUGCCCUGCAGCUCCUCGAGCGCGGAGUCCCCCAGCCACCUGCUCGGGCCCGGCAUCGGCAAGGCCGAGGUGAAAUACCUCCCUCCAGCCUCCCUGCCCGCGCCCCAGCCGCUGCCCUUCGGCUUCCCCUACACCAUGAGCCCCUACUUCCAUGCAGGCACCAUGGGAGGUCUGUUUCUGGAUGGGGAGGAGAGCCCAGCGCUGGAAGACAUCAGCAAAUGGACAGUGGAGGACGUCUGCAGCUUCGUGUCCAACUUGUCUGGCUGCACUGAGUACACUCAGGUAUUCCGAGAGCAGGCCAUCGACGGGGAGACCCUGCCCCUCCUGACAGAAGAGCACUUACUGAACAACAUGGGGCUCAAGCUGGGACCUGCCCUCAAGAUCAGGUCACAGGUGGCCAAGAGGCUGGGCCGGGUGCUGUACAUGGCCGGCUUCCCGGUGGCGCUGCCGCUGCAGCCGCCGGGGCUGCGGCCCCCGGAGCGGGAGGUGGCCCCGGGCGAGCUCCGCCCGGCCUCCACGGGCAGCGUGGCCUCGCCCUUCGGCAGCGCCGUCCCGGCCAGCCGGGGCUCCCCGAAGCAGGAGAACGGGAACCCUGCCCUGCUCAGCGACAGCGCCAAAGCCCCGUGCUGACCCGGGAGCAGGGACCCGGCACAGCGCAGCCUCCCCCAGCGGCACGGGAGGAAGGGAGGGCUUUUCUCUCCUUUUUCUUUUUUUUUUU